AUGGAGGCCAAGUUCGCGUAUGUGUGCCAGCACAGCAGGUCCACGCGACCAUUCCUUCGCUGCAUGCUCAUGCACCACGCAAUGUGCUACCUCUCUCCCAUCGUGCCUCGCUGUGCCUCCGUCAUCCAGGUGCCCAGCAUUCACCUGGUGGACGGAGUGCAGGCACCCAUGGAGGCCAAGUUCGCGUAUGUGCCCAGCAUCCAUCUGGUGGACGGCGUGCAGGCGCCCAUGGAGGCCAAGUUCGCGUAUGUGAAUGUUGGCAACACCACUCGCAAGUCCGUCUUCUCCGUCUUCCUAAAGCUGCACCCCAACGACAAGGACAACGCCUGGCUCAACUUUUGGUUGAACGACAUCCCAGCAGCAGUGAACGGCACGGCCAAGAUAGCAGCAAAGACCAACUUCCUGGAGCUGCUGUCGUUCAAUGCGCCCUUCUGGUACUACGAGGGCUCCCAGGUGCACCCGCCCUGCACCGAGACGGUCGACUGGUUCAUUUCCAUGCGCCCCAAGCUCAUCUCCACUCGCCAGCUCGCCACAUAUAUGAAUUUCCUAUCGCGCACCAACAGUGGUGAUCGCACCAACAACAGGCUGCUGCAGCCCCUCAACAACCGCACUGUCUCGGUGUUCCUCGCCAAGUAA
This is a messenger RNA of Closterium sp. Yama58-4, 636 nucleotides long. Lineage: Eukaryota; Viridiplantae; Streptophyta; Zygnematophyceae; Desmidiales; Closteriaceae. The record is from the annotation of a GenBank genome assembly.